GUAAAUCAGAUUGAACAGAGAGAAGAUGACAGAUCGAAACAGUCAAGUCUUGUCCGAGAGCCACUGAAACCGAUAAAUAUUUGACAUUUUAAUGAUGAAAUAAUUUGGUUAUAGAAUCGUUUUUAAAUCUCAGGGAGCCGAAUAAGGAAAUAUAUUUAUUUAAAUACAUUAAAAUAAUAUUUAGGAUCUUUAGUUGUUGUAGCUUUACGGGAAAUUACCAUUCGGACCCAUUUGUUCAGGGUGGCAACGAAUACUUCAAGCUUACAAGACACGGCAUUUUUUUCUCCAUAAUAUUUGGGAAGUCUUGAUCAACCAAUCAUGGGAGACUGGGGGUUCCUCUCAGCUUUACUGGACAAAGUACAGUCCCACUCCACCGUCGUCGGCAAGAUAUGGAUGAGCGUCCUCUUCAUCUUCAGGAUCCUGGUGCUGGGAGCAGCGGCGGAGAACGUGUGGGGUGACGAGCGAUCCAACUUAGUGUGCAACACCAACACCCCUGGAUGUGAGAACGUGUGCUAUGACUGGAAGUUCCCCAUCUCGCAUAUUCGCUUCUGGGUAAUGCAGAUCAUCUUUGUUUCCACUCCAACUUUGGUAUAUCUGGGCCACGUGGUGCACGUCAUCCACCAAGAGAACAAACUGAGAGAGGAGCAGAAAAGAAACCCGAUGUCGAAGUCACCAAAAUAUACAAACGAAAAAGGCAAGGUUGAAAUCAAAGGAAGCAUGCUGGGUAGCUACUUGACCCAGCUGUUCAUAAAAAUAAUUUUAGAGGUGGCUUUCAUCGUUGGACAGUAUUAUCUGUUUGGAUUUAUCAUGGAUCGUCAGUUCAACUGUAAGCGGUUGCCUUGUACAGUGGAGACUGAGUGUUUCGUGUCUAGACCCACAGAGAAAACCAUCUUCAUUAUCUUCAUGUUGGUGGUGGCAUGUGUGUCUCUGGCCUUAAAUGUUCUAGAAAUAUUCUAUUUACUUUGUAAGAGGAUAAGUGGGAGAAAUAAGAAAUAUAGGAAUGCAAUGUAUACUAGCAAUUCUCAAUAUCCUUCACCUUUUUCAGUAGAACUUGAUUCUGUGAAUGGAAUAAGGCACAAUGAGUUAAACAUGGCCUUUCAGAACAGAUAUGGUCAAAGCAAAGGCAGCCUUGAUGGAGGCAAAGCUGAGCCAUAAGGCAAUAAGUCAUUGUGGUAACAUGAUAAAUGCACAUACCUAAUAUAAUUAACUCUAUACAACAACUUUAAUAUAAUCAACACAACACAGUCAAAAGGAAAAAUAUGUUGAUUGUAACUUCUGCUAACUGAACACUAGAUGGCGCUGUAAUCUUCUUGAGUUGCACUCACUAACCCUUAACUUCUGUCACUACAAGGCCAGUGAUUUUUUUAUUUUAUUUUUUUUUUUGUCUCCUGUACUGUAGUUUUUAUAUAAUUUUAAAGUAUUACUUUCGCAAAGCAUCCAACACGAAAUAUGUGUAACCAAUUUUUUGCUUUUUGUGCACUAAGAAUAAACAACGUGAGAUAAGUAGA
Messenger RNA from Carassius gibelio (silver crucian carp), 1508 nucleotides. Its product is annotated as gap junction Cx32.2 protein-like. The record is from RefSeq and is a predicted model, not a curated record. Gene Ontology annotation, cellular component: connexin complex. The coding region runs from base 319 to 1155 and encodes 278 amino acids. The transcript is spliced from 3 exons. Gene Ontology annotation, biological process: cell communication. NCBI's taxonomy places the organism in Eukaryota, Metazoa, Chordata, Actinopteri, Cypriniformes, Cyprinidae.